CCGUAAAAUCGCUUUCGGAACGACUAUCACAAGUCGAAUUUAUGAAAAGUUUGUCUGAUCAAGCUACUGAUCAAAAUUAUUGCACGCCUUCAGGUAUCAUAAGUGAUGCUUGUUGCAAAUAUGAGACGGUCGAGAAAAUGAACGAUGAUUUAUCUCCACGAUUACGCGAAUUGAUUAAAACGGACUUUUUCAAAUAUUAUAAGCUAAAACUAUAUAAAGAAUGUCCAUUUUGGUCAGAGUAUGGACAAUGUAUAAAUCAAGCAUGCGCAGUUGAAACAACGGACGAAACUGAUGUACCCGAAAUGUGGCGUAGUAAUGUUCUCGGCGCAUUACAAACUUCACAAGCUGGCACUCUUUUCCAACCAUUUAUAAAAUGUGAAUACACUGAUCAAGAUUUUUGUGUCGUUGAAGACGAAACGGAUUCUGAAGGCGUGUUUGUUAACCUUCUUGAUAAUCCCGAACGUUUUACCGGUUACGCUGGAACGUCAGCUGGUCGCGUUUGGAAAUCUAUAUAUGAGGAAAAUUGUUUUAAUGUUGUUUCUAGUAUGGAUCCUGCAAAUAAUAAUCUUGCUUCAGUUCCGACUAGUAAAAAUCAUUUACCUGAGGAUAUGGCACAAAAAAUUGACACGACUGAUAUUGAAGAAGUUUGUUUCGAAAAACGAGUUUAUUAUCGUUUGAUAUCCGGUUUGCAUUCUUCAAUUUCUAUCCAUAUUUGUGAUGAAUAUUUAAAUCAAACCACUGGUCAAUGGGGACCAAAUCUCGAAUGUUUCAUCAAUCGCAUUGGCUCACAUCCGGAACGUCUUCAAAAUAUAUAUUUUAGUUAUGUGGUACUUCUGAGAGCCAUAUCAAAAGCCGCAGAUUAUCUAAAUGGUUAUGAGUUCUGUACUGGAGACAAAAUUCAAGAUUUACAAGUAAAAGCAAUGGUUGGUGAACUUGUAAAUAAAACAAGAUCAUGUCCAGAGACAUUUGAUGAAAAACAAAUGUUUGCUUCUCCCGAGUCACGGUCAUUAAAAGAGGAAUUCAAAAAUAGAUUUAGGAAUGUGUCGCGUAUAAUGGAUUGUGUUGGAUGUGAUAAAUGUCGAUUAUGGGGUAAAUUACAAAUUUCCGGACUUGGAACCGCUUUAAAAGUUCUAUUUUCUUAUGAAGACGAAUUUUUCAAUCAACCCCAACUUACUGACACGUACAGAAAUUGUCGCGCUUUUCAAUACUUUUCAUCGGUUUUCAGAAAGUUUGACGUCUAUCGAACGAUUCAGACAAAUGUAUCAAGAAAAGAUCAACGAAGCAGCUAA
Funneliformis mosseae is the source of this 1289-nucleotide messenger RNA. NCBI's taxonomy places the organism in Eukaryota, Fungi, Glomeromycota, Glomeromycetes, Glomerales, Glomeraceae. The record is from the annotation of a GenBank genome assembly.